Messenger RNA from Gilbertella persicaria, 1854 nucleotides. RefSeq lists its product as uncharacterized. The coding region runs from base 1 to 1854 and encodes 617 amino acids. NCBI's taxonomy places the organism in Eukaryota, Fungi, Mucoromycota, Mucoromycetes, Mucorales, Choanephoraceae. The record is from RefSeq and is a predicted model, not a curated record. The transcript is spliced from 2 exons.
AUGAAACUGACAAAGAUAUCCAUAGUUACAUUGCUGCCUAUAGCGCUCUGUAUUACCGUUCCUGAAGCAAACAUCAGAAUAGAGAAAGAUAUUGGACUAGAAGGACUGAAUAGUUUAGGCCUUUUUUCAGAGCUUACAGUUGAGCAAGGACUGGCUCUUUUCUUUAAAGAAGCUCAUAGGGUAGCCAAUAAAGCUAUUCAAAGUCAUGCUGAAGCAUUAGGCAUAGAAGGAGGUCCUCAUAAUCUGUCUGAGCUAUUUGAAAGCAUAUUUUCAAAUGAAGCUAUCAGUGCUGCUCAAUCUGUCAAUGUCACAGGCACAAAUCCGUUUACCAGCUUGUUUGAUCAUCCCAAAAAUGCUACAACAACUACUUCUUCUUCCCUUGCUAGCGGUUCAUCUAUGCUAACGACAGAUUUAUUUGCUAUCCUGUUUGCUGAUCUUGGAAAUAGCGCAAAUAAUCAAAUUUCUUCAACUGCUGGUAGCCCAACUAUGUUCAUCAUGGAUUCAAUCGCCGGAUUGGCCGGUAGUUUAGACAGACUUAGUAACAUUACCAGCACUACUCUUUUAACUACCAACACUCCCAUCCUAACGAAUCCCCUUUUUGAUUUACUGAAUGGUAUCACCAAUGGUCUCGGUGGUCUGACAAACAAUAUUCUUGGAGAACUAGUUAAUGCAACAGCCGGUCUAUUGGGUGGUAUUUUAGGGAUAGACAUGAAAAAUGGUACUGGAGGCCUUGGGACUAUUUUGGGUGGCGGUUUAAACAGUACCAAUGCUACCAAUACAGUUAUUGAAGAUAUACUCAACACUACAAAGAGUGUUUUGGAAAGUACGUUAAAUAAUACCAGCAUGGAUAGCCCUUUUGGUGAUUAUGGAAGUGUCAUUGGAGGUGCUGCAAAUAACACAAUCACCACUGUGAGUGAUGUAAUCGACACUGUAUCUAGCGCUGUUGAGAUUAUCUUUAGCGAUUCUGACGGAAAUAAGUACAAUGUACCUGUUAUUACUUCUGCAAAUGAUUUAGAUGACAUGUUGAAUGACGCUCUCAAUUGCGUUGUAACUAUUACAGAUACCAUAUCGAACAAUACAACCAGUUUGGAAAAUGCUAUUGGUAACCCAUUCAGCCAUACAAUCGACCUUUCCAGCCCUGUAGACAGCGUUAUUGAAGGUACCACUAAAACCUCUUUUUUUAUUAGUCCCUUAGUUGUCCCUGCUCUGAUCGCUUCUCUUUUGGGCCAAAUUGCAAAUAAUGCAAACAAUAGCAUCCUAAAUGCCAAUACUCUAAAAGCUCUCACUGAAUUUAUUAAUGGUAUUAUCAAUAGUGCUCAAAAUAGCUCUGUUCCUAUCGUAUCACUGAUAGAUGCCAUUACCCAAGCCAUGUCUAGGAUGACUGGCAGUGAAAAUCCGCUUGGCUCUUUUCUUCAAGACCUUGUAGCCUUUAUAUUUCAAAAUCAAGCUGGUAUUUUGUCCAAUAUUAUACAAUUUGGUAGCUUCUUUGAGCCAAUCAGUCGUGCCAUUCUCUCUUUGAUUUCUGGUAUUACUACUAGUUUCAAUCCGCAUGUUCAAGACACCCUUCACAACAUUAUUCUUGGUGUCAUUGCCAGAGUUCUUGAUGAUGGUAUCUUGAGUUUUCGUCUUCAAGAUAUUAGUGCUGAACAUUUGCAAAAGACGUUUGUUGAUACACUUGGUAUCCAAAAUUCCACAGAGCAAGCUUUUGAAAUCGUGAAUCGUAUGGCGAGACAUGCUCUCUUAGAUCCUGUGGUAUCGUCCAUCGUAGGCAUACCCACUGAAGAUAACAUGGCUAGAAUCAUUGUUAUGCUUGCAAAGGCUCUUUCUGAACAUGUGUCUGUUUCUAUCGAAUGA